Messenger RNA from Dichotomopilus funicola, 4680 nucleotides. RefSeq lists its product as uncharacterized. Bases 1 to 4680 code for a protein of 1559 amino acids. The record is from RefSeq and is a predicted model, not a curated record. NCBI's taxonomy places the organism in Eukaryota, Fungi, Ascomycota, Sordariomycetes, Sordariales, Chaetomiaceae. Gene Ontology annotation, biological process: protein folding in endoplasmic reticulum. Gene Ontology annotation, cellular component: EMC complex. The transcript is spliced from 6 exons.
AUGGCGGAGGAACCCACCCUCCCAGUGCUUCCUCCUUCGCUUGGAUUCGACCGGCGGAAGCGUGGUCGAAACGGCCAAUCUCCCCCGACCACGUCCUCUACCUCGAGCGACCCCGCCUUCUUCUCCAGCGACGACGACCCGGCCAUCGACAACUACCAGAGCCAUGGCCGCCGGAAGAGGCGGUACGUGGGAUCGUGGUUCGACCAGCAGCCGGCGUCCUCGGAUUCGGGCGUGGGCGAGGAGUCGGAGCAAGGGCAGCAGCAGCAGCAACCGCAAAAGCGCGAGUUCCGGCGUCAACUCGACAGUGGUGUCUGGCUGGGCACGGAAGGUUCCCUUACCGACACAGACGAAAGCUUCGACAUCGAGCCCGCAGCCUCACGUCUUCCCUUCACACCUGCGACGGCGACACGCGUGAUCGUUGCCCCGCCUCAUCGCGUCCACGUACCGGUGACUAGGGCUAACCGUUUUGCGCCCACCCCGCGGGAGGAGCAAGCUCAUCGUGCGAUUGGAUUUUGUGUGGAGACUGGCACGGAGCAGGUUGAUCUUAGUGGCUUGGACCUUCGCAAUGUCAGCGAUGACAUGGUAGAGCGCAUUCUGGAGAUCGAACCGAUCCCGUUUGUCACGAGGAACGUGGCCUUCGAGCAUAGGAAGCCCCGAUACCAGCUGUUCCUCGCUAACAAUGAGCUGCGACGCUUCCCGCCUUCCUUGGUCCAAGUGGAGUACCUGACCGUGCUCAGCCUGCGCGCAAACUCGCUCACGAGGCUGUCCCCCAUCAUCUCCAAGCUCGUCAACCUGGAAUCGCUCAACAUCGCCCAAAACUUCCUCACGUACCUCCCGGGCGCGCUGCUCGACCUUCUUCGCCCUGGCAGCAAGCUCCAGACGCUGAGCCUCAAGCCCAACCGCUUCUGGGACCGCGCUGCCCCCAGUGAAGCCCGCGGCAAUGAGUACGACCAAUUCACUUACCACGGCCGACUCCAGCCCCGGAUUGCCCCUUCCUCUACCUGGGCCGGCCUCGCCACCAAGAUGCACUCCCGUACCCCAGUCCAGUUCAUGGACAGCGCCCUCGCCAGUCACUCCCAUUUCACUCUGCCUCCCAUCGAUUACGCCCAUCCAGGCUACGACGACGACGCAGAGAGACCUCGAACGGCAGUCCACGAUUCAGACAAGUACAUGCCAGACGCCGACGCAACCUCCUCCUCCUCGUCAACUCUCAACUACCCCGCGCCACUCGAAAUCGAGCCACUCACCUCCCUCACAACCCCCAAGGCCCUCGAACGCGAAGCCCAAACCACCACCAGCAGCCUGCUAACCCAACGCCGAGGCGCCCCCUCGCUGUUUGAGAUGGCCCUGCGCGCCUGCGUGAAAUCUGACCAAGCGGAUUACAUCAUCAAUCACUGGCUGACAGACCCCGAUUUCCCGUCGCAUUUCGCGCCUGUUGCCCGCCGGGCACUGGCCCUGUACCGUGAGAGUGAUGCUGGUGGUCGUCGCCGUACCUCCACCACCGACAACACCACCACCAACACCAGCAGCAACAACAACAACAACAACAACAACAACCACGUCGACCGCACCGGCAGCGGCGGCGGCGGUGGUAGUGGUGGUGGUGGUAUUGCCUGUGAUAUCUGCGGCCGCAAAACCCUAAUCCCGGUGACGCAGUGGGUUGAGUUUCGACGGAUUGGAGCUAGCACGCGUACGCGCGCCCUCCCCGCUUUUACCUUCUCCCUUCUCGGGCUCCCCCAAACCACCCUCGCAGCCGUCUUCCGCGACGAAGUCGGCCACAUCGACUACCACCACCAACUCCUCGGUCUCCCCUCCCGCGACACCACCUUCUUCCAUCGCCCACGCCGCGCCGACCGUGCCAGUUUACUGUAUACACUUAGUGAUGUUGGUGUUGUCGGGGCUGUGAACCCGGGCAGUGGGGAGGUUGUUUGGCGGCAGGAGGUUGCUACUUCUACUGCUGCUGAUGGGGAUAGGGAUGGGGGGUUUAUGAGGGCUGGAGAAGGAGAAGGGUGGGUGGUGAGUGCGUAUGGGGAUGCGGUGCACGCGUGGGAUGCGGUGAGUGGACGGAAUAAGUUUUGGGCCGCGUUUGACGGGGCGCGCGUGCGGGAUUUGGAGGUGAUGGAAAUGACGGAGAGCGGGGAAGGGAGGAAGGACGUGUUGGUGUUGUUUGAGGGGGACGGGGGGGAGACAUAUCUGCGGCGGUUGAGCGCCGAGGAUGGGAGUGUGGUGUGGGAGUUUAAGGAGACGACUCGGGAUACGCCGCUGCAGGUGAGCACGAACUUGGAGAAGGUGUUUGUGGUUAGUUUGAAGGGCGCCGCGGGCGCGUAUCAUGUUAAGGUCGCGGUUCUGGAUACGGUGACGGGGAAGAAGCUGGAUGAGUUGGUCAUUGGCGGUGGGCGCGGAGAUGUGCAUCGGAGGGAGGACGUUGUGCUUGUGGGCGCGAACUCGGCUUCGCCUAUUGUGGCGUGGAUGGAUGACGCUCGCAAGAUGUUGUUGGUCAACGUGUUGGGCACCAAGACCAAGCAGGAGUUUGCGCUGCCGGAGGGGACCGUCGACGUGGAGAUCCACGCACCGCACUUGGUGCAGUCGCAGCCGCACUUUUUGGUUCACAGCAAGACGGUCUCUGGCCACCGCGGAGAGGUCUUCCAUAUCGAUCUGAAGACCAACACCAUCUCGAAGGCGUACAGCCUGCCCGAUGCCGCUGGGCCAGGCUCGUUUUCGACUAGCUCGAACGGCGCCAACGUUUACUUCACCCGUAUCACGGAGGACGAGGUUUCGCUUGUGUCGUCGCAGUCCCACGGCGUGCUGGGACGCUGGCCUCUCAAGUCUGGCAAUGUGACGGCCACUGCUGUUCAUGCCGUUUCUGAGGUUGUUAAAAAGGGCAGUGCGGAUGAGGGAUACGCGGUCCGAGCCGCAGCCGUCACGGAUCUCGAUGACUGGGUCUUGAUCCGCAACGGCGAGACGGCCUGGACCCGUCCCGAGGGCAUGAGCGGCGGUGUUGCGGCUACCUUCGCCGAGAUCCCCGAGAGCGAGGACCUUGCCCGGUCUCUCGAGGCCGAAGCCCACAGCAACCCCCUGGAGGCGUACCUCCACCGCAUCAAGCGCCACAUCAGCGACCUGCAGUACCUCCCAGCCUGGAUUGAUAGUCUCCCCGUGCGCUUCAUCAGCAGCAUUUACGGAAAGGAUGUGUCGUCCAGCGCGGGCAAGCUGGCCCGGGACAGCUUCGGAUUCAAUAAGUUGGCUAUCCUGGCCACGAAGCGCGGUAUGCUCUACGCCCUAGAUACUGGCAACCACGGCAAGGUGGUCUGGAGCACACGUGCAUUCCAGAUUCCCGAGGGCGGCAGGUGGGAUGUCAAGGGGAUCCAGGCGCAGGAUUCAACGGGCGAAGUCACAAUCCUCGGCGCCAACGAUGAUGUUGUUGUUGUUCGGGCCGACACUGGCGAGAUCAUCGAGGCAAAGGAGCCGGGCCCGGACGCCACCACCCAGGCUACGGCCCUUGUUGACACUCACUCCGGCAAGCAGUUGCUUCGCAUUGGCCGUGGCGGCAGGAUCGGAGAUCUCGACGCCGACAAGGCCCCCCUUCAGACUGUCAUCACGCGCGGUGCCGCUGGUGAGCUCAAGGGCGUUGUCUUUGCCGCAAACGAUGGCACGACCGCCCACGAAUCCACCUCCUGGGUCUUCUCCCCCCCGCAGGGCCAGCAGAUCGUCCACGUCGCCUCUCGCCCCGCCCACGAUGCCGUCGCUUCCAUCGGCCGCGUUCUCGGCGACCGCACCGUCAAGUACAAGUACCUCAACCCCAACACCGUCAUCGUCGCAGCCACCAACCCCGCCACCGACACCCUCGCCCUCUACCUCCUCGACACCGUCUCCGGCCAAAUCCUCUCCACCUCCCAGCACGACGGCAUCGACACCACCAAACCCAUCGAAUGCGCCAUGGCCGAAAACUGGUUCGUCUGCACCUACUUCGGCCAGUACACCCUCCGCGCCAACCCCUCCCAAACCCUCAAAGGCUACCAAAUCCUCGUCACCGACCUCUACGAAAGCGAAUCCCCCAACGACCGCGGCCCCCUCGGCGACGCAGCCACUUUCUCCUCCCUCGGACCCGUGGACGAACCCACCGCCGGCGGCGUCGUCCGUCCCGCGGCCGUAUCCCAAGCCUACAUCCUCAGCGCUCCCGUUUCGGCGCUCCAAGUCACCCAAACCCGCCAGGGCAUCACCUCCCGCCAGGUGCUUGCCUAUCUCCCCGAGACCCACGGCAUCGUCGGCAUCCCGCGUGUAGUCCUCGAGCCGCGCCGGCCUGUGGGCCGCGACCCGACGCCUGCUGAGGCAGAGGAGGGCCUGAUCCGGUACCACCCGGCGGUGGAGAUUGAUCCGAAGAGUGUCGUGUCCCACGAGCGGGAUGUUUUGCUUGGUCGUGGGAGCGGUAGCGGCGGUAACGGUGGGACCGCCAAGAUUCUGGCGGCGCCGGCGGUGGUGGAGAGUACGAGUCUGGUGUUUGCGUAUGGGAUUGAUGUGUUUGGGACAAGGGUGGCGCCGAGUUUCUUGUUUGAUAUUUUGGGCAAGGGGUUUAAUAAGGUUGCGUUGGUGGGGACGGUGGUGGCGUUGUUUGUGGGGGUGCUGAUGCUUGCGCCGGUUGUCAAGAGGAAACAGAUUAAUUUAAGGUGGCAGGCGCCGUUGUAG